CCGCCCCGGCAGCCUGCAGGCGCCGGGGGGCGCCGGUUGUCGGGUACCUGGGGCGGGGGGUGUAAAGGUCCGGGGGCUUUUCCUGGAGGGGGCGGAGAGGGGUCUGGGGAGGGGCUCCCACAGCGAGGCCGCGGCUUAGGGCGCCCUGCGGGUUACUGCCGUUUCCAUUAACCUUUUGGCAUUUAUCCCGCGAUCGACAUCUUCCUUGCAGGAAGCAAGGCUUUUGGGCCUGUAACACUCAGUUAAGGUUGGAAAGAUGGGAAAUGCAGAAAGCAAUGCCUAUCGGAACCACCUUUCCAGAUUUCUUCCUGAGGAGCAGUCUGACAUUGAUGGAGUAUUCGAUACCUUAUCGGGAUCAAGUGGCUCAUCAGCAGCAAAAAAUGGAAAAGCUACAAAGAAAACUGUGACUCUGGGAGCGCUACAGGCGUAUAUGCGAGAACCACUACCAGAGCAAAUGACUGUUCGGUUGUACAAUGGAAUGAAAAGUAUUGACCUGACUGGGAAAUCGUCUGAGCUGAGCGAACAGAUUGCUAAGGAGCAGUUUGUAAUUUUUAUGUCAAACCUCUUAAAAGGGAAUGCAGAUGAGAAGAUUACCAUAAUAAUGAGAAUGAUCUCCACGACAGAAGGUCCUGUGAAGGGCAAGCAAAUCCAAGAGUUCACAGAGGAUCUGAUCAUGUCUGUGGUCCAUGUACUGAGCUACAGGAAGGAACUGAAAGGUUGGAAUUUGGAGAACACGAGGGAUUCUGCAGGUGGAAUAAAGGCUCUGGCUUCUCAGCUGCUGUCAGAAUUGAAGCUUGCAGAUGGGGCAAAACCGGUGGGUCCUCAGCUAAUGGAGAUGAAUUUUGAUCAAAGUGUCAUUGAGGAUUGGGUGUACCGAGUUCCACACAUCUCAACUUUUCUCAGUGUUGUUAUCAGGCAAGGCCUCCAUGUUCUGCACUCUCUCCCAGACCAAACCAAAGAAAUAGUCAACUUGGUUCCAGGCUGCAAAGGCAUCAAAGGAAGAGGACUUGUCAGUCUCUUUGACAUCCCAUCCAUCAUAUACAUCAACUCCCAUUUGCCAGCAGAGCUACAGCACAAGUGGCGGCUUUUGUUUUCUUCCAGACUUCACGGAGAAAGCUUUUCACAGCUUUGUGGGCAUAUAGUGAACAAAGGUCCCUGCAUAGUGAUCUUAAGGGACUUAGAUGGCUAUAUCUUUGGUGGGUUUGCAUCUCACUCCUGGGAAGUGAAACCACAGUUUCAAGGUGACAACAGAUGCUUUCUGUUCUCUGUUUCCCCCUCUCUCGCUGUAUAUACAUACACAGGAUACAACGACCACUACAUGUAUUUGAACCAUAGCCAACAAACAAUGCCAAAUGGACUAGGUAUGGGUGGACAACACGAUUACUUCGGCCUCUGGAUAGACAGUGACUACGGGAAAGGACACAGUAAAGCCAAACCUCGAUGUACCACCUACAAUAGCCCUCAGCUGUCAGCUAAAGAGAAUUUUACACUGGAUGCCCUGGAAGUUUGGGCAGUGGGAGACUUGCCUGAAAGUACAGAGACAAAAGGUAAGAAGAGUAUCUUGGAUGUGGAUCCCGAGGCCCAGGCAUUAUUAGAAAUGACUGGAAAAAGUCGGCAGAGCGAAGGUUUACGAGAACCCGUUGAGGAUGACGAAGAUAACUAAAAGAUUCACAGUAACAUGAAACCCACUUUUUUUUUUUUGCUCCUGAAUUUUCAUGUUCUUUGGACAGGAUGUUCUUCCUCUUUCGUUAUUUUUCCUUACAUUUACCUAAUUAUCUGGGACUAAGCAUAAGUCUCGUACUUAUGUAACAUUUAGGUCCAGUACAAUAUCCUGCCUGAAGGGUUUAGCCUGGGGAAGACAGAAAAAUUAACUAGGUAUUUAAAAGAUAUCUAAUGACUAAGUUCUAGCUGAAUGUGAACUUGCUAGCAUUUCUGAUAGAUCCUGCCUGCAUAUAGAGUUUAAAAACCAAAGAAUAGCUUAUUGACAGUACUGCUUAUUGACUUGGAGAAUUAAUGUGUAUUUACAUAAAGACUAGCUAAUACUUUGAUUAAGGCUCUUAACACCUCGACUACACGUAUUUAUUUGCAUGCAAUGAAAUUAGGUGGUGAAGCUUGCAAAUUGUAAUUGUAUCUUACAUCGGCAAACAUAGAAUAGUCCUCAUGAUUCCGUAUGAAGAAUGCUGUUAAUUUGCAUUGCUGCAAUUAAAGCAGUGAAUCACAGUUUUUUCUAAGUCAGAUUUUAAGCAAGUGACUCUAUGGGCUGUAAGGUGCAGGAUGCUAAGUAUACGGCAUAGAGUUUUAUGGUAAUACACUACAGUUAAGUAAAGCUCACUUAAUAUGUUUCUGGAGAAAUUUGCCUAUGGUUUUUUAAACUUAGGAGAACAAAGCCAUUGGAGUCACUGAGACAUAUUUAUUCUGAGAAUGGGCCAACCCUGUGCUCCCAGAACAAACAUACCUCAAGCAGAAAUUCUCAAGGGGAGGUGCCUUCUUUAGUAGAUUUGCUUGAGACUGGAGAAAAAGAUGAGGCUGUAAAAAGGAUUAAGGAAGAAGCAUCCACAGGUAAUUGGGAUUAGUAUCUGCAGAUAGCUUGUAAAUAAAUAAAAUUUUAAAAAUCAGGCUUAUGCCUUUAACUUCUCUGAAGACUGCUGCACAUUUUAUUUCCACAUAAUUGUCACUGUAUUAUGAAAAAAAGUGCAAAACAUAACUAGCAGGUUGGCUUUUUUUCUCUGUUUUGUUGCCAAGACCAGUUUUGUGAACUCUCCGCUCAGGGCUUUUUGUACUUAAAUCUAUUCACAUGCUUUUUAGUUUGACCUUGCUAAUUCUCUCUGUAAUUAACUUGUCAAAAAUAACUCUCAUUUCUAUCAGGGACUGUCAUUUCUAGCUUAGCAAAUUGUGUUUGGUUAUAAGUAUGUGUGAUGGUCAGCCUUCCUCUUCCUAAGUAAAAGGACUGUGUCAGUUCCUCUUUGUACUAGCAUGAGUUUGUUGUAGAAAAAGUUUGAUUUCCAUGCAUCAUAGAGUAAAACAUAUGCUGUAAAUCUGUAUUAUUGCUACAAUUCCUGAUCAUAUGAUCCUCCUUCAAAUGCUUUCCAUUAACAUUUUCUUGUAUGUGGUCUUUUCCCCCCUCUGAAGCUUUUUACAGGGAACCACUUUUGAAUAUUCUGAAUAAUCUGUUCUUGUGCCUUAAUAUAGAUCCCACUUUUGUUGUUGUUAUAGUUAAACAAUAUGAAUUAGCCUUGAGAGGAGAACAUGAAGCAAUCUCUGCAGCCACACAUUCUGGAACUCAGCUUAGCAUUUAACGUGCUGCUUGCAGUAACGAUCAGAGCAUAUAUGCUGUGAAAGGCCUGAGCUUACUGCUUUUAUGUUGUGGCUAAUAAAUAAACAAGAUAGUUUCCCAAGUUUGUAGCAGUUAGGGAAGGAAAAAAAAAAAAAGUAAGCCUUAGAGUUAUACUGAUCCUUUCUGUAAUUUUCUUCCUGUACUUUUAUAAGAAUCUUAAAUAGCAUACAGUAGAAAAUACUGUAUAGGCAGCUACUAAAUACAUGAUGCUUUCUGCAAGUGUGGCGAUGCUGGCUUUGUUUUAACAUGGUAUUGUCAGACUCCCACCAUAAGCCUCAGAAGUAUUCUUUGUCUUAGGCAAUGGCUAAGCUUACUAAAUACUGCUGAAGUGGAUGGCGUGUAGAAAUGAGACAGUUGAACUUCUGCAAUUACAUGUUAAGCAAACUGCUAACUUUUCUUUUUGUCCAGUAAUGAGGCAGACACUUUUCCUUGAGGACUGAAACCAUUUGCAAGGAUAUUUAAAAAAAACAGCAAGAAGACAUCUUUGCAAUCAGUAACUGGGGAGGGUGAAUUGCACAAAGCCUACUCUACACCAAAAGUAUUACACUGGCUGGGUUUUCUUUGAUUUAAAGUAAGUGACAGUCUAGCUGGUUCUUUCUAGACUAUGAAUCAAAAGUAUAAUCCUGUUUAAAUAUCAUCUUGUGAUUGCAUAGCAUUUUGACCUCUGAAAUUGUGUUUUAUGACAAGCUUGUAUCUGAGACUCUUAUCUUCACUUUAAAGUGAAGGUGUUAUGCUAGGGCAAGAAGGAAACUGACACUCUGGUAAUUGAAGCAGAUGUCAGUGAAGCACUAUUUAGUAGGAAACUCCUGAUCCAAGCAGCAGAUGGGAUUAUUCAAGAUUGGCUUGGAAGAGAGUCAACUUUUAUUUUUUUUUCUCUCCCCCACCCCCCAGAACCUAAUGAUUAAGCAAUCUGUGCUUCAUGUUCCUGCAUCAACAAAUGUCCAGAAAGUGGCUGUCAGCAGUGAGUUUAGCUAUGAUCUCCCACUCACUUUUAUGCAGCUGUUGAUCCAACUGCAAAGCUUAAUAUUCCUGCAAGUAUGCAAGUCAUCUUCAUUCUCAUGUGCUUGUGAGAGUGAGUCCCUUCCCCAUUAACUCUGUCUGCCACUGUGCAGCAGAUCAGCCGUCUACUUUUGCCCCUGUGUGACCAGUAGGAGUAAAAAAUGACUGGUUUUCAGCAAAGGCUGACAGGAGUGCUAGCACUUCAGAUCUCUACGGUUCGUUUGAAAUCUCAUACCAGAUUCCUUGAGAGUCUGUUAAAGCAAAGCUAGGUAUCACGGACUCUAGAAACAUUGUAGAUUGCCUGUAGGAAAAGAAGUGCUCGCGAAGGCAGUUCUUUUCCAUUAAUCUAAUUUAAAAUAAAAGGAUGGGUCUAAAUCAAGAGUCUUGUUCAGAUACGUGAAUGUAACGUUUUAAAACAUAGAUUUUUAUUAAUAAAAAUCGUUGUGAUUUAAAUAAAUAAAAAUUCAAUUUA
This is a messenger RNA of Cygnus olor (mute swan), 4805 nucleotides long. RefSeq names its product MTOR associated protein, eak-7 homolog (gene MEAK7). Bases 257 to 1663 code for a protein of 468 amino acids. Lineage: Eukaryota; Metazoa; Chordata; Aves; Anseriformes; Anatidae. The record is from RefSeq and is a predicted model, not a curated record. Gene Ontology annotation, biological process: TOR signaling. The transcript is spliced from 9 exons.